UUUUAAUUUUUUUAAGCUCUUCCUUCUUCAUGUUGGAAGGGGGGAGAGAGAGAGAUCCCUGCUUGGGGUCCAGUAUUGGAGAGGGGACGGGAUAAUAACUGUGGCACCAUGUCCAGCGGACCUCGGGGCACCCGCCGUGUUGGUGUUGCACAGUCGCUUUAGCUUUGACUUUCGAUCUCUUGGUGGGGAGCUGUAAAGGGCAGGUUUAACAGAAACUAUGUCCUAAUUCUCACCUUGCACAGCUCCUGUGCAAUGAAGGCAAAACUGGGAGGGACGUUACACAAGGAAUGUAAGCAUGAGCAGGAUUUGGCUCUGAAUAACCUCAGCAUCACUGAAGAAUUAGCAACAGAAAGAGAGCAGUUGCAGUACACACAUGGGUAGUUCAUCCACCCUGGAGAAAGGAUGUGAGAUGACAGUGUUUAAAGAGGAAAUUCUGUCUGGCCCACCAUUAAUGUGGAAAUAGUUGAAAACAUUUGUUUUUUAAUUGCGUGAGCUGAGACCUGCAGAAUCCAAAGCUGUUAAGUAGGGCACAAGGCUUGUUUCAUCUUACGUUACCUAGGCUAUCAGAUCUGAUAUUACCGUGACAGGUAGGUGGUAUUGUAGUAGUAGUAUCAAUAAUAACAAUAAGAUCCCUUGGUUCAGCCUUUCUUACUGAUCUGUGGAAAGUGUGUAUAUGCUGUAGUUUACUGACUGCUUGUCUUGUACAUACAGAUGUUGUUAUUUCUAAGGAAAACUUGCCUGAAGGGACUUGACUCAUUUUUUUUCAAGAUGAACAUUUGCUUAGUGACUAUGUAUAUUACCUCUUCUGAAAUAUGUGAGGCUUGCAUAAUAUCUGUCAACAAAUGAAGAAAUCAAAGGAGUCGGCUGACCACUUUUAAUACUUUUGUAAUAUUUGGGUCCAAACAGCAUACCAAAUUGCAAACCAGAUUUGCUUACAAAAAUAUUGCUUUUUAAUGGUUAGGUGCACUGCCUUUAUGUAGAGUGUACAUAAAACCUUUGGUGAAGCAUGCAGGAGAAGUAGAUAUUUGUCUUUGUUCUGUUCUGCACGUGACUCGACGUACCUCAGAUUCUUCUGUAAAGACAGUUUUAUCAUAAUUUUAUUACAAUAAACGCAGUGGCCAAAAUAUUCUGGGAAUGGCAUUUGGUUAUUGAAAGACCAGAUCUAUAUUUUAGGAUAUCACUUUGAAAGUAGAAAAGAGGUGAAAUUCUGAAUUCCUUAUUUAGGGUUCCCCACCCCCCAGGGUGGAUUGUAUCAUUCUUUCAACUGAUAGCAACAUUUGUUACUAGAGCUGUGGGAAGGCUUUGGCAACCUGCAGUGAUCUGCACUUCCCACCUCUGUUGCACACCUGUGCAUAUGAUCUGCUGUCCACUAGCUUCAGACAGAGGGUCGUGUAUGCUGGCCUUAUUCUGAAUGAUGCUGUACAGCCACAACUUAGAGGUGGACAGGAUCAGACCUCUUUUAUUUGCAGCCUUUUGAAAUUUUCUUCACCUGUCACUGCAACUGCCAUAAGCACUUAAUUUUGAACCCUAUAAUGGUAGUUCCUUGAGUACACAGAGGGAUAGUUCAGCCACAAAGAAUUUGCCACAGAGAUCUAACCUUCAUUUGCUGCAGAGUCCCAUUCAUUUUGGUUUUAAUGAGAAAUGCACAUGGGAUCAGGGAUCGAUCCUUGUAGGACCUGGCCCUUACCAGCAGUUGCACAAGAUGCUUGGAGUGCUUGUGGGGUUCCUAUAUACCUUCAUUUUCUUCCAUUGAUUUUUACACUCCUGCAGAAGCAUUCUUCAAGGCUUGGGCCCCAAACAUGAACCAGAGCAGUCUAGACAGACGCUAAAUGCCCUAUAUUGAAUCAUAGACAGACAAGGUUCUUUGGGUGUGGAAGAAAAUGUCAGUCAGCAUGCAUGAGAAUCGUAAAUCUAGGGCCAGCACUGGCUCCAUAAAUAUAUACUUAUUCCACAAGUCGUCAUAUGCUGAUAGUGUCCUUACUCACCUGAACCUUCUGCGCCAACAGCGUCUCUUUACUGAUGUGCUGCUUCAUGCUGGGAACAGGUCAUUCCCAUGCCACAGAGCUGUUCUAGCUGCUUGCAGUCGUUACUUUGAAGCAAUGUUCAGUGGAGGACUUAAAGAGAGCCAGGCUAGUGAAGUCAAUUUCCAUAAUUCUAUUCACCCAGAAGUCUUAGAGCUUCUGCUGGACUAUGCAUACUCCUCCAGAGUUAUCAUCAAUGAAGAGAAUGCAGAGUCCCUGCUGGAGGCUGGAGACAUGUUAGAAUUCCAGGAUAUCCGAGAUGCUUGUGCAGAGUUUUUGGAGAAGAACCUUCACCCUACCAAUUGCCUUGGCAUGCUGCUGCUGUCCGAUGCUCACCAGUGCACCAAACUUUAUGAGCUCUCUUGGAGGAUGUGCCUUAAUAACUUUCAAACCAUCAGUAAAAGUGAAGAUUUUCUCCAGCUGCCAAAAGACAUGGUUGUGCAGCUCCUAUCCAGUGAAGAACUAGAAACUGAAGAUGAAAGACUAGUGUAUGAGUCGGCUAUGAACUGGGUUAACUAUGACCUGAAUAAACGCCACUGUUAUCUACCUGAACUGUUGCAGACUGUGAGACUGGCUCUCUUGCCAGCCAUAUACCUCAUGGAGAAUGUAGCCAUGGAAGAACUUAUCACAAAGCAAAGGAAAAGCAAAGAGUUAGUAGAAGAAUCUAUAAGAUGCAAGCUAAAGAUCUUGCAGAAUGAUGGCGUGGUUACCAGUCUGUGUGCCAGACCUCGUAAAACUGGCCAUUCACUCUUUCUUCUGGGCGGCCAGACCUUUAUGUGUGACAAGCUAUAUCUGGUGGACCAAAAGGCAAAGGAGAUUAUUCCAAAGGCUGACAUUCCAAGUCCACGGAAGGAGUUCAGUGCUUGCGCUAUCGGCUGCAAAGUGUAUAUCACUGGGGGCCGGGGAUCAGAAAAUGGAGUCUCUAAAGAUGUGUGGGUAUAUGAUACUCUUCAUGAGGAGUGGUCCAAGGCUGCUCCCAUGCUGGUAGCUAGAUUUGGCCAUGGUUCUGCUGAACUCAAACAUUGUUUAUAUGUUGUUGGAGGACAUACGGCAGCAACUGGUUGCCUUCCUGCUUCCCCCUCAGUAUCCUUAAAGCAAGUAGAGCAGUAUGACCCUGCGACCAACAAAUGGACAAUGGUUGCUCCACUUCGAGAAGGAGUAAGCAAUGCAGCUGUAGUCAGUGCAAAACUUAAGCUUUUUGCUUUUGGUGGUACUAGCGUGAGCCAUGACAAGCUGCCCAAAGUUCAAUGUUAUGAUCAGUGUGAAAACAGAUGGACAGUGCCAGCCACCUGCCCCCAGCCCUGGCGCUAUACAGCUGCAGCUGUUUUGGGCAACCAGAUUUUUAUUAUGGGUGGAGAUACUGAAUUCUCUGCAUGCUCAGCUUAUAAAUUCAACAGUGAAACAUACCAGUGGACCAAGGUGGGAGAUGUGACAGCUAAGAGAAUGAGCUGCCAUGCAGUAGCAUCUGGAAACAAAUUGUAUGUUGUUGGAGGCUACUUCGGGAUUCAAAGAUGCAAAACUUUAGACUGCUAUGAUCCCACACUAGAUGUGUGGAACAGCAUAACCACUGUGCCCUAUUCAUUGAUUCCCACAGCAUUUGUCAGCACAUGGAAACAUCUCCCCUCCUAAUUAUGUGUAUGCUGCAAGUAAAGAUGAGCAGUUUACUCCGUUAUUUGGAGAAGAAAACUGGAACCUCGGCUGUGGAGAAAUGGUUUUUAUGAAGAAAAAUUGUUCAGUAUCUCUUGAGUUUGAAGAAAAUCAUCUGCACCUUUGUAAAUUAUCUGACGUAUACAUGAAGGAAUAAGAGGAAAAAAUGUCCACUGCAUCAGCACAUGGUAUAAAUAAGAAUGAAUGAACCUGUGAUCUGGUCCCUAUGCUAGCAAUUGUGGAUAAAUGCCAAUGUUAAUCAGUGAUUUAAAGAAAAAAAAGAACUUUUCAUAACUGUGCAACACACAACUCUCAAUUUCCAUGGACUCCACUGUUUGUGCGUGAAGUUUUGAAAUGGUUGUCACCUCUCUUUGUGACAGUUUGAAGUGUCAGCACCAGCUGCAGGCCAGGUCUGAAACAGUGAGAUGUCGCUGUGUAUGAAGAUAAAGCUGUAUUGCUGCAGAAUUCUGCUAUAGGAAUGAGCUUGUUUAUAGGCAGUGCCUGAAGCAUCCAUUAGAUUAGUUUAUUGUAUUGUCCUAUCUGCAGUUAGUGACCUUUUAUCUGAUAAGGAACAGCACAAUCUGUGUGUGUGUGUGUGUGUGUGUGAACUUUUGCAGCAGUGGGGAACAAGCGAUGAAAACCCCAAAUUAUUUGUAAUUUCCCCCCUUCCUUCCCUGUAUUUAUCAGUGACUUUACUGUUCCAUUCCUGUUAUGUUACUUGUUGUAGAUGUAGCUAUUUAUUGUUCAGUGCUUGCAUGCUGAAACAAUGCCUGCAGUUUGUCUUCAUGUUGUAAGGGCUUCUGUGAAUAGUUGUACGUUUUGCACAUUUUGUGAUCUCUGACUUGCUCUGCUGCACAAAAAAAGAAACUGUUGAGUAACAGUUGGAGGUUAGGGGUAGGGCAGGGGGGAGGGGAUGGCUUCCUCAGUCGGAAAUGGAAGGAUUACAAGGCAGGAUCUUAAAUUACACGCAUAGUAAAGGAAGAAGCCAUGGAGGUCACUUUCUCAGGCCACCGACUCCCCAGGUUACAUGUGGUGUGUCUUGUAGAUAGUGUCCCUGCUACAUUUCAUUUGCCUAGUCAUGUCUUUGAAUUUCUAAUCUGGAAUAGCCAAAAUCUUUUACAGCUUUCUUUUUUGUGCAGCCUCCUGAUUAAAUAGAAAAUACUGUGGAUUAGUUUCUGUAUAUGGAGCCCCCAGUAAAGGCAUUGUCCAAAGUUA
Gavialis gangeticus (Gharial) is the source of this 4883-nucleotide messenger RNA. RefSeq names its product ectodermal-neural cortex 1 (gene ENC1). The record is from RefSeq and is a predicted model, not a curated record. The transcript has 3 exons. Bases 1881 to 3650 code for a protein of 589 amino acids. Gene Ontology annotation, molecular function: protein binding. Lineage: Eukaryota; Metazoa; Chordata; Crocodylia; Gavialidae.